Molecule: messenger RNA, 6292 nt
Organism: Apus apus (common swift)
Lineage: Eukaryota; Metazoa; Chordata; Aves; Apodiformes; Apodidae
Product: voltage-dependent L-type calcium channel subunit alpha-1F-like
Biological process (GO): calcium ion import across plasma membrane
Cellular component (GO): voltage-gated calcium channel complex; membrane
Molecular function (GO): high voltage-gated calcium channel activity
Source: RefSeq, a predicted model, not a curated record
CCCAAGCACAAGGGCCAGGGCACCGGGGGGGUCCAUCGCUCCCCCCGCGCCCUCUUCUGCCUCCGCCUCAACAACCCCAUCCGCCGGGCGGCCAUCAGCAUCGUGGAGUGGAAGCCCUUUGACAUCCUCAUCCUCGCCACCAUCUUUGCCAACUGUGUGGCCCUGGGGGUCUACAUCCCCUUCCCUGAGGACGACUCCAACGCCUCCAACCACAACCUGGAGCAGGUGGAGUAUGUGUUCCUCAUCAUCUUCACUGUGGAGACCUUCCUGAAGAUCAUCGCCUACGGGCUGGUCCUGCACCCCAGCGCCUACAUCCGCAACGGCUGGAACCUGCUGGACUUUGUCAUCGUCAUUGUAGGGCUGUUCAGCGUGAUCCUGGAGCAGGUGUCCCACAAGCCCGGGGAGGCCCAUCACAUGAGCGGCAAACCGGGGGGCUUCGACGUCAAGGCCCUGCGCGCCUUCCGCGUCCUGCGGCCCCUGCGCCUGGUCUCCGGGGUCCCCAGCCUGCACAUCGUGCUGAACUCCAUCAUGAAGGCCAUGGUGCCGCUGCUGCACAUCGCGCUGCUCGUGCUCUUCGUCAUCAUCAUCUACGCCAUCAUCGGCCUCGAGCUCUUCAUCGGCCGCAUGCACAAGACCUGCUUCUUCAUCGGCUCUGACCUGGAGUCAGAGGACGACCCCUCCCCAUGUGCCUUCUCGGGGCACGGCCGCGCCUGCCUGCAGAACAACACCGAGUGCCGGGGCCGCUGGGAGGGGCCCAACGGGGGCAUCACCAACUUCGACAACUUCUUCUUCGCCAUGUUGACCGUGUUCCAGUGCAUCACUAUGGAGGGCUGGACCGAUGUCCUCUACUGGAUGCAGGACGCGAUGGGCCACGAGCUCCCCUGGAUUUACUUUGUCAGCCUCGUCAUCUUCGGCUCCUUCUUUGUCCUCAACUUGGUGCUGGGAGUGCUGAGCGGGGAGUUCUCCAAGGAGCGUGAGAAGGCCAAAGCCCGUGGAGACUUCCAGAAGCUGCGGGAGAAGCAGCAGAUGGAGGAGGAUCUUCGAGGCUACAUGGACUGGAUCACCCAGGCCGAGGACAUGGAGGGCGACGAGGAUGAGCACGAGAAGCACCGUCUGACCACUGAGGAGCUGAUGGGGAAGCGGAAGCCGCGGCUCAAGUGGCUGCGCCACGCCAGCCACUCCACUGACACCCACGCCAGCCUUCCUGGCAGUGAAACCACCUCGGUGAACACGGAGACGGUGGGAGAGGAGGACGCGCAGCCCACGGCCUGUGACCGCUGCCUAGGCAAAUUUACGAAGACAAAAUUUGGGCGCCGCCUGCGCCGCCUGAACCGCCUGUGGCGCCGACGCUGCCGCGGGGCCGUCAAGUCCGUCUCCUUCUACUGGACCGUCCUGCUCCUGGUCUUCCUCAACACCCUCACCAUCGCCUCUGAGCACCACGGGCAGCCCCCCUGGCUUACUGCCACGCAAGCCUAUGCCAACAAGGUGCUGCUGUCGCUCUUCGCUGCUGAGAUGCUGCUCAAGCUCUAUGCCCUGGGCCCCUCCUGCUACUUUGCCAGCUUCUUCAACCGCUUCGACUGCUUCGUGGUCUGCGGGGGGGUCCUGGAGACCACCCUGGUGGAGCGGGGGGCCAUGGAGCCCCUCGGCAUCUCCGUCCUGCGCUGCGUCCGGCUGCUCCGUGUCUUCAAGGUCACCAGGCACUGGGCAUCGCUGAGCAACCUGGUGGCCUCCCUGCUGAACUCCAUGAAGUCUAUCGCCUCCCUCCUGCUCCUGCUCUUCCUCUUCAUCAUCAUCUUCGCCCUCCUGGGGAUGCAGCUUUUCGGGGGGCGCUUCAGCUUUGACGAGACCCAGACCAAGCGCAGCACCUUCGACACCUUCCCCCAGGCCCUGCUCACUGUCUUCCAGAUCCUGACGGGAGAAGACUGGAAUGCUGUGAUGUAUGAUGGGAUCAUGGCCUAUGGGGGCCCUGUCUUCCCUGGGAUGCUCGUUUGCAUCUACUUCGUUAUUCUCUUCAUCUGUGGGAACUACAUCCUCCUCAACGUCUUCCUGGCCAUCGCCGUGGACAACUUGGCUGAUGGGGACAACAUCAACUCCGGGGGGGACAAAAAGGAUAAGGCUGAAGAGGCAGAAGCCGGAGCCACGAGCCAAGAUGUGAGUGUGAAGAUCGAGGGGGAGCAGCGAGAGGAGGAGGAAGAGGAAGAGGAGGGAGAAGGCGAGGAAGGUGACGAGGAGGCUGGGGGUGAGCGGGACAGCUUGGGGGGGUCCCGGCUGGAGGCCCUGGAGGAGCCCCCCAAGAGCAAAGUGGCACCGAUCCCUGAGGGCAGCUCCUUCUUCCUGCUGAGCAACACUAACCCGCUGCGGGUGCGGUGCCACGCCCUGAUCCACCACCACAUCUUCACCAACCUCAUCCUCGUCUUCAUCAUCCUCAGCAGCAUCUCCCUGGCAGCCGAGGACCCCGUCCGCGCCCACUCCCCCCGCAACAACAUUUUGGGGUACUUUGACUACGCCUUCACCUCCAUCUUCACCGUGGAGAUCCUGCUCAAGAUGACAGCCUUUGGCGCCUUCCUGCACAAAGGCUCCUUCUGCCGCAACUGGUUCAACCUCCUUGACCUGCUGGUCGUCGGCGUCUCCCUCGUCUCCUUCGCAUUCCACUCCAGCGCCAUCUCGGUGGUGAAGAUCCUGCGGGUCCUGCGUGUCCUGCGGCCCCUGCGAGCCAUCAACCGUGCCAAGGGCCUCAAGCACGUGGUGCAGUGUGUCUUCGUUGCCAUCCGCACCAUCGGGAACAUCAUGAUCGUCACCACGCUGCUGCAGUUCAUGUUCGCCUGCAUCGGAGUCCAGCUCUUCAAGGGCAAGUUCUAUAGCUGUACCGACGAGGCCAAGCACACACCUGAGGAGUGCAAGGGCACCUUCCUGGUCUACAAGGACGGGGAUGUGUCCCACCCCAUGGUGCGCGAGCGCCAGUGGCUCAACAGCGACUUCAACUUCGAUAACGUGCUGGCUGGGAUGAUGGCCCUGUUCACCGUGUCCACCUUCGAGGGGUGGCCCGCGCUGCUCUAUAAGGCCAUUGAUGCCAACGCUGAGGACCAGGGCCCCAUCUACAACUACCGGGUGGAAAUCUCCAUCUUCUUCAUCGUCUACAUCAUCGUCAUCGCCUUCUUCAUGAUGAACAUCUUUGUUGGCUUCGUCAUCAUCACCUUCCGCGCCCAGGGCGAGAAUGAGUAUCGCAACUGCGAGCUGGACAAGAACCAGCGCCAGUGCGUGGAGUACGCGCUGAAGGCGCAGCCGCUGCGUCGCUACAUCCCCAAGAACCGCACCCAGCACCGCGUCUGGGCCAUGGUCAACUCCACCGCCUUCGAGUACAUCAUGUUCGUCCUCAUCCUGCUCAACACCAUCGCCCUGGCCGUGCAGCACUACGAGCAGUCCAAGCCCUUCAACUACGUGAUGGAUCUGCUCAACAUGGUCUUCACUGGGCUCUUCACCGUCGAGAUGGUGCUCAAGAUCAUCGCCUUCAAACCACGGGUGGGUGCUUGGGGGACACGGGGGUCACAGAGGGACAUGGGUGGGUCACACGGGUGGGUCACGUGGAUGUCACACACCUUGCAGCACUACUUCUGCGACGCCUGGAACACCUUCGAUGCCCUCAUCGUGGUGGGCAGCGUGGUGGACAUCGCUGUCACCGAGGUCAACAGCUCCGAGGACAGCUCCCGUAUCUCCAUCACCUUUUUCCGGCUCUUCCGGGUGAUGCGGCUGGUGAAGCUGCUCUCCAAGGGCGAGGGGAUCCGCACGCUGCUCUGGACCUUUGUCAAGUCCUUCCAGGCCCUGCCCUACGUCGCCCUCCUCAUCGCCAUGAUCUUCUUCAUCUACGCUGUCAUCGGCAUGCAGACCUUUGGGAAGGUGGCCCUGCAGGAUGGGACCCAGAUCAACCGCAACAACAACUUCCAGACGUUCCCCCAGGCUGUGCUGCUGCUCUUCAGAUGUGCCACAGGGGAGGCCUGGCAGGAGAUCAUGCUGGCCAGCCUGCCAGGCAAGCGCUGCGACCCCGAGUCGGACGCGGAACCAGGGGAGGAAUUCACCUGCGGCAGCAACUUCGCCAUCGUCUAUUUCAUCAGCUUCUUCAUGCUCUGCGCCUUCCUGAUCAUCAACCUCUUCGUCGCUGUCAUCAUGGACAACUUUGACUACCUGACCCGCGACUGGUCCAUCCUGGGCCCCCACCACCUGGAUGAGUUCAAGCGCGUCUGGUCCGAGUACGACCCUGCAGCCAGGGGACGCAUCAAGCACCUGGACGUGGUGACACUCCUGCGCCGCAUCCAGCCCCCUUUGGGCUUUGGGAAGCUUUGUCCCCACCGUGUGGCCUGCAAGCGCCUGGUGGCCAUGAACAUGCCCCUCAACUCGGAUGGGACAGUCACCUUCAACGCCACCCUCUUUGCCCUGGUCCGCACCUCUCUCAAGAUCAAGACGGAAGGGAACUUGGACGUGGCCAACAAAGAGCUGCGCGCAGUGGUCAAGAAGAUCUGGAAGAGAACCAAGCCCAAGCUGCUGGAUGAAGUCAUCCCCCCACCUGAGGAGGAGGAGGUGACCGUGGGCAAGUUCUACGCCACAUUCCUGAUCCAGGACUAUUUCCGCAAGUUCCGCCGGCGGAAGGAGCGGGGGAUGCUGGGGCCCAACGCGGGGCCCAGCAAUGAGUGUGCACUGCAGGCUGGGCUGCAGACGCUGCAGGCGCUGGGCCCUGAGAUGCGUCGGGCGCUGAGCUGUGACCUGGAGGGCGAGGGCGACGCUCCCGCUGCAGCUGCCGCCACCACGGAGGAGGAGGAGCAGGAGCAGCUCACCUAUGCGCCCCCUGAGACGCUCUAUGGCUCUGCCCCCAACUCCCCCCCACCAGACCCCAGCCCAGCUCCCACCGAGGGGGAGGAUCCUGCACCCCCCCCUCACAGCAGGAGGCGCUCAGAGGAUGGGGGGCAGGAAGAGGUGCCCCCUCCCGAGGACGAGGAGGAGCUGGGGGGACACGGCAGCCUUGAAGAGGACCUGGGGGGCUCAGCGCCCCGCCAUCGCUGGGCCGGGCACAGAAUGCCAGGGCCUCUGCCCACCCACCAGCUGCCCCGCUGGGCAGGGGAGGUGCCGCGGGGGGGGUCGCUGCCGCUGCCCUCCCGCCACUUCGCCCUCCGCAACGGGAGCCUGGAGGGGCAGCAGCUCAAGAGGCGGCGCCUCCUGCCCCCCACCCCCGCAGGCCGGAAACCCUCCUUCACCAUCCAGUGCCUGCGGCGCCAGGGCAGCUGCGAGGACGAGCCCAUCCCGGGCACCUACAACCCCUCGGGCCCCCCCGGCUCCUCACGGUCACAGGGCUACGGCAGCUCCGAGACCUGGCGCCUGGGGGGCUCCUCGCACGCGUGGGCCACGGCCCCCACCCGCGGCCACGUUCUCUACGCGCCCCUGAUCCUGGUGGAGGGCGGCCCGGCCCCGGUGCCGGGCGGCAGCGGGAGCCUCCCCCCGCUCUCCCGCUGGUACGUGGGGGAGCGCCCCGGCCCCCUCCGCCUGCGGCCCUGCGGCCCGGGGGACGCGUUGGCCCGCGGCUCCGCAGACAGCCUGGUGGAAGCGGUUCUCAUCUCGGAGGGCUUGGGGCUGUUCGCCCGCGACCCCAAAUUCGUGGCCGUGGCCAAGCGGGAAAUCGCCGACGCCUGCGACUUGACGAUGGACGAGAUGGAGAGCGCGGCCACCGACCUGCUGAGCCGGCGGCGCUCGCAGCCCCACGGCCCGCCCGGCCCCGCCGGCUACAGCGACGAGGAGCCGCUGCGCCCGCCCGAGGAGGAGCUGGCGGACGAGAUGGCCUGUGUGCGCGGGCUCUGAGGCGGGGGCGCCGCGGAACGAGGGGGGUUCGCCCCAAAAGCCGCAGCGCUCUGCCUCCAAAACGCGCGGGUUUGCGUUCCUCGGAAAAAGGGAAGGUUUUGCCUCAAAAAAACACCCCCAGGUUUUGCCUCAGAGGGUAAAGGAAGCGGGUGCUCAAAAAAAGGUGUUUUUUUUUUCCUUUUAAAAAUAUUUUUACCUCAAAAAAAGCAUUUCUCCCCCAAAAACGCAGCGUUCUGCCUCCAAAACGUGUGGGGUUGUUUUCCUCGGAAAAAGGGAAGGUUUUACCUCAAAAUAACCCAGGUUUUGCCUCAGGAAACGGGAGGUUUGUCCUCAGAGGGUAAAGGAAGGGGGUGCUCGAAAAAAGGGAGUGUUUUUUCCUUUUAAAAAGGUUUUUACCUCAAGAAAAGCAUUUCUCCCCCAAAAAAAGUGUGGGUUUGUUUUCCUUGGAAAA